Molecule: messenger RNA, 716 nt
Organism: Zootermopsis nevadensis
Lineage: Eukaryota; Metazoa; Arthropoda; Insecta; Blattodea; Termopsidae
Gene: mRpS17
Product: mitochondrial ribosomal protein S17
Biological process (GO): mitochondrial translation
Cellular component (GO): ribosome; mitochondrial small ribosomal subunit
Molecular function (GO): structural constituent of ribosome
Source: RefSeq, a predicted model, not a curated record
UUCGGCCAGAGGACAUAUGAUUCACAUACAGAACAAUGCGGCAUAGUGUUUUUUGAUUACGGUGGUUGGUUGUACUGUGAGAAUACGAAAAACGGUUUAAUGUCAAGGGGGAAGGGCAUUUCUGUUUAACGCACAAUUAAAAUAAUAUUUGUGCAAGUUCUUCGUGUCGGUUUUUAGGUGACAAAACUGUGGAAUGGCCCUUUUGCAAGCAAGUAAAGCUUUCAUGCUUCUGGGCAGGUGUGUACCGUCAGUAAAACAAAAUGCAUCAAAAAUUCAAGUUAAACGACUGGUAUUAGAUGAAAACUUACAUAUGUACUUUGGAGAAUUUGAGUACUAUUAUGCUCAUGAUCCUGGGAAAAUCUGCAAAACUGGAGAUGUGGUUUUGAUACAACAGCUCCCAGAGAAAGUGACAAGGCUCAUAACACAUCAAGUUCUGGAAGUGGUAUACCCAUUAGGAGAUGUGACAGAUCCCAUCACUGGCAAGAAAGUUGUAGUUGGUAAAUACAGGGAUGAAAUUGAAGAGGCCAACAAAUUGUUUGGAGAGUCGGCAGGUAGAUUCAUGUAUGAUAAGGCCCCAAAGAGAGGCUGGCAAGAAGACAAGAAGGAUUUUACAAACAGAGAAACUUAUAUCAAAUACCAUGUAUUUGAAAAUGAUGACCAACCAUAUGCUGUGUGAUUGUACUUAUUACAUGUAGAAUAAAUUUAUGUUAAUUUCA